CUUAAGGGGGAUAACUCUUAAUAACUUCCGCCAUUGCACGGAAUUUUUAUUUUUUGUUGUUCGCCGCUAGUUUAUUUCACUCAGAUGGCUGCUGGCCUUCCGAGAAGAAUAAUAAAGGAGACUCAACGUCUUAUGCAGGAGCCAGUCACGGGAAUCCAGGCAAUUCCAGAUGAGUCGAAUGCCAGAUAUUUCCAUGUUGUUGUCACUGGACCAGAAGGGUCUCCAUAUGAAGAGGGAGUUUUUAAACUGGAAUUAUUCCUGCCAGAAGAAUACCCUAUGUCAGCGCCAAAAGUUAGAUUUAUGACUAAAAUAUAUCAUCCUAACAUAGAUAAACUGGGUAGAAUAUGUUUGGAUAUCCUAAAGGAUAAAUGGAGUCCAGCGCUACAAAUCCGUACCGUGUUGUUAUCUAUACAGGCGUUACUCAGUGCUCCGAAUCCAGAUGACCCUCUAGCCAAUGACGUUGCUGAACAGUGGAAAACCAACGAAGCUAAGGCAAUAGACACAGCUCGACAAUGGACACAUAUGUACGCAUCCAAGCGUUGAGAAGGUUCGAGGGAUUGCCGCGUCAUGUGAUUAUAAAAUAAGCCCUGUCGGCAUUAUUGUCAUAACCAUCUUCAUCAUGAUUGUCAAUCAUUGUUACUAGGUCAUCUGUAGUCACUUGGUACCAGAUUUAUUGCUUGAAUUCAUAAUUGUUAAAAUACUUACUUUUUGAAAAAAAAUAAAAUUCAAUGAUUAUUUUUGUUUUUCAAUUAUAUUAUCAUGACACUGUGAAUUGAUUGAAGAGGCCCGAUUUAGGAAGCACAAUAAUUAUACUCACAGCUUUAUGAUUUUUUUAAGUUAAGGACUUGAGGCUAACGAAAUGUGGAAAAAUAGGAUUGCUUAAUUGAAACUUAUUUAUUUUGGUAUAAUUCUUUGUGUGAACGAGUCUUGUCACAAAUUGGCGAAUUCAAGAAUCUCUUCUCGGUUUUGAAGAAUGCUGUACUAUGUAUGAUCACGUCGUACUGGUUUGUUCAUGUCUAGAAUUUGUUGAUGUGAUAUUUAUCAUGCAUUAAUCAGUAAAUGUGGUAGCAAGAUUCAUUAUAAAAAAUGCAAGUUUCUAGCAGCUAGUAGGCUGGUAUAUUUGUUAAUUUGAUGGUUUAAUGCAAAACCAGGCUAUCCCAACGGAGAAAUUGUUUGCCAAUAGAGCAGUAUUGUACAUUUAUCAAUUAACAAAAUAUUCAGUUGUGCUAUUUUGUCCACUGCUAAGCUCUAGAACUUUGCACAAGUCACUCAUAUACAUGAACAUCUAAACAUAAUCUUGCGUUUGCUUGGUCACAAUAAAUGUUCUGAGGUUGAUAAAAAAAAAGAUAUGAAUGCAUGUUGCUUGUUAUUUAAUAUAUAUUUUCAAUGAUCGAAAAUGUAAGAAAUAGUUUCAGUGAUAUAGAGAAGUUAUUUUCCAUUCUGUAGCAAAUUUCUCUGUAGUUAAAAAAAAUAUGUUUUAACACUUUAUUUUUUUGGGAAUGAUAAGAUUUUAUUAAAACAAUAGUUUUCUAGUGUUUUGUUUGAGUAAGUUAUGGAUGUUUAAACAUAAGCUGCUGUUAAAACUAUUUUAAAUUUUAUUUUUCAAUAUUUGUUAAAAGAAACUUUAAGCUUUCCGCAGGGUACCUCUAGAGCAAGAUGUACAUGCUUAAUCUGUCUAGUGCUUAGUGGAUGGUUUUAGGCAAUGAUUGAUGGAUUUCUGCUGUUUAUGUUUAUGUAUUUACAAAAUAGCAGAUGGAGUUCUUUCCAAAUUAACAUCAUAUGAAUCCUAAUUAUAGUACAAUUAAAUAAAUCUUAAAUCAUUAUCUUUUAUUUCAUACUGUAAGUUUAUUAGUUUAAUGACAGAAUCUGUGAUGUAUAAAUGAAUGACAGGAUCUAGGUUUUGAUAAAUAAAAAAUGCUCUGGUCUAGGAGGUCUUAUUAUUCAAGAUUAAAUGACAAGGCUGAUGCUUCCGUGGUUUUGAAUUUGGUGAUCAUUUAUUUUCAGUGUUAUAAUUGUCUAUUUAUAACUUUCACAUUUGAGUUGUUGGUAACUGUAGAUUUUUUGUUUCGUUAGGAUUUGUAUUGGAAAAAAUGCAUCAGGCGUUUUAAAGACGUGUAUGAAAUAAUUUGCAAAAUUUGUAAACUCGAAUGUUUGAAAAUAUUGACAAAACUUAAUUCCCAGUUUCCAAGUUUAUUUAUGCUCAGUACAUGUACAUGAAUAUAGAGAUAAACUUGAUGAAACAAAUAGAAAGACAGUUAUGAUGCUUUGACAUACAUGGUUGAGAACAUUUGGAAAACCAUUUUCUUUUUUAAAUUGAAUGUAAAUUGUGAUUAUGUGUUUUACCACACUGCUAUUUUGUGUCCGUAGUUGUACAUGUUUUGAGGGUGCGAAACUUCAUUUAUUAUUGGUAUUCUAUCAUAUCUAUAACAAAUCACUCUUUCUUAUUUAAAAUGAUAUGAUUGGUAGUUCCACUCAGUAUUAAAAAUAACGCACUUCUCAGUAUGAUUUAUCAGAGUUCAAAUUUUCAAAGGUUUUUUUUUUUCAUAUGGAUACCCAGUUUUGUGAAUGAUAAAAUGUGGAGUUGAUGAGUGCUAGUCUUGUGUUGUUGAUUGAGCGUUUAAACAAAAAAAGAACAUUAUAUCCUUAUCCACUUUAUUAUUUUUAUGUGUACAUGCGUAUGUAACGUAAGUAAUUAGUGUUCUUAUUUAAAUGACUGUCACAUGUAUGUUAGAUGUAUGUAUUGUACAAAUACAGGUCUUUUCCAAA
This is a messenger RNA of Mya arenaria, 2766 nucleotides long. RefSeq names its product ubiquitin-conjugating enzyme E2 N. The transcript is spliced from 5 exons. The record is from RefSeq and is a predicted model, not a curated record. NCBI's taxonomy places the organism in Eukaryota, Metazoa, Mollusca, Bivalvia, Myida, Myidae. Bases 85 to 543 code for a protein of 152 amino acids.